AUGACGGUCACCCGAAACCGACUCGACUUCUUUGGGGUUUUAACAAAACCUCCAAAGGCAAUCUUAGUAGGAUUGACAGAAAAUGUCAUUGGACGGACAUAUAAUUCAGCGCAUUGGACAAACGUUAUUCUGGAUCCCGAUUCGAGUGACAGUAGUGAUUUGGUGAGUAACCGUGACAUUUUGUAUUCAUCGAAACGAAAUGGGGGUGUAGAACAGCACGAAGAGAUGCACAUCUCGCCAAGGGAAUUGUGCUCACUGGGCAACCCUUGGCAGUGGUUUUGCCCUUGUGAAACUGAUUACGGAAUCGUUGAUCUUGGUCUCGGGAAUUACCCUCAGUACCUCAAUACCGCCCAGUGCAUUCAAAAACCAUGCCAUGGAAAAUUUAAUCCCUGUAAAGUUAUUCACUACAAGAUGCACAUUCUCAGCCAGAGGAAUCUGGAUGACGUAAACAGCGGGAACGAUGAGUCGUAUAUCGAGCAACUAAUUCUCCCCGAGUCUCUCCGCUCAAAAUGGCAAUUAAAGCCGAUAAAAGUACCAGUCGCUUGCGUCGCUUCAAACGAAGGAAGAAACAAUUAA
Microplitis demolitor is the source of this 576-nucleotide messenger RNA. Its product is annotated as prothoracicotropic hormone-like. The transcript has 3 exons. Gene Ontology annotation, molecular function: prothoracicotrophic hormone activity. Bases 1 to 576 code for a protein of 191 amino acids. The record is from RefSeq and is a predicted model, not a curated record. Lineage: Eukaryota; Metazoa; Arthropoda; Insecta; Hymenoptera; Braconidae.